Molecule: messenger RNA, 3597 nt
Organism: Rhincodon typus (whale shark)
Lineage: Eukaryota; Metazoa; Chordata; Chondrichthyes; Orectolobiformes; Rhincodontidae
Gene: immp2l
Product: inner mitochondrial membrane peptidase subunit 2
Exons: 6
Coding region: 92-637 (181 amino acids)
Biological process (GO): mitochondrial respiratory chain complex assembly
Cellular component (GO): membrane; mitochondrial inner membrane peptidase complex
Molecular function (GO): serine-type endopeptidase activity
Source: RefSeq, a predicted model, not a curated record
UCCGGUCCGGCCCGGAGGAAGUGACGGCACCGUGCGGUAUACGGGGUUUCCCGGGGGCGUGUGUCGGACUCGGGACUCGGUGAAAACGGUAAUGGCACGUAGUUUUGGCAAGCGUUACCUCAAGGCAUUUGUUAGUGGUUUCUUUGUCGCUGUUCCUGUUACUGUGACAUUUCUGGAUCGUGUGGCAUACAUUGCAAGAGUGGAGGGUGCAUCAAUGCAGCCAUCAUUAAAUCCUCCAGGAAGAACCACAUGUGACAUCGUGCUUUUAAAUCGAUGGAGUGUGCGGAACUAUGAAGUACAACGUGGUGAUGUCAUCUCUCUGGUGUCACCCAAAAACCCAGAACAGAAAAUAAUCAAGCGAGUGAUUGCCCUUGAAGGAGAUAUCAUCAGAACUAUGGGAUAUAGGAAUAGAUUCAUAAAGAUUCCCAAUGGCCAUUUAUGGAUUGAAGGAGAUCAUCAUGGACACAGCUUUGACAGCAAUGCUUUUGGACCUGUUUCCCUUGGACUAGUUCAUGCCCGCGCUUCACAUAUCAUCUGGCCUCCCAGUCGUUGGAUGAAGUUACAAACUGAUCUCCCAGUGGAGCGAAGGCCUCUGUUGUCUGAGAGCGAUGAGUCUGCGGAUGGAACAUCCAUUUAGCAACCGAAUGAAGAAAGCAAGCUCCCAGCUUGAAAUUGAAUUGAUCCAGCAGCUGCUGUAAAAGAAAAACUGCAUUGUAUUGUUCUGUAGCAUUGCAUAUUCCAUGCACUGGGCUUGCCCAAGCCAUAAAUACUUCCCUUCUACUUUGCAAAAUUCGCUAUUACACAGACUUUAUGGAAUAUUUGCCAUAAUUUUGAACUGUUUUUCUUAUACAUUUUGAAUGUUUUCACUGCCUAUUGAGCCAAAGGUCUUCUUGAAUUUAGGAUGAAAUAUAAAUGAAAGUUAAUUCCAGUGAAGUCCUGGUAACACCAACUGCAGUUUUGCCAAGUAAGCCAUUGAUAUACCCUUGAUGUUAUUGAAAUGAUGACAGUCUGGAACUAAUAGAUUUGGGUGUGAAAAUUUCUUAUGAUUAUUUUGCCAGCAUAAGUGUGGAUAAUUACAGUCAGCACCUUUCCUCACCUGAAACAAGGAAUCUGUCUCAAAUUCCUGGGAAAGUAAUUUAUAUAAAAUGUCAUUUGCAUAAUUGGACCAGACUAAGAUCAUCUUUCUUUAAAAGAGCAGGAUUCUGUAUCAUGCAAAAGGCCGAAUCGGUUUUGAACUUAUCCACUCACACAGGACCCUUUCUAAUGAGAAACGGUAAUAAAUACUUCUUUGCUUACAUUCUUUAGAAGGCCUCAAAAUUCAUCCAUCUGAACUGGCAUUUUUUUCAUGGCAGUAUCCCUGAUGUAGACAAAGUAGAUGCAUGAUAUGUAAAGAGCCCAUCAGAACUGAAGGCCCAGCCUACAUCUGCAUGAAUCCUGGCAGCAUCAGGAUCAGACCCAAAUUCUGUCCUGGGCAUUAACGAUAACUUCGAUCCACUACAGCCCCAAGAAUAUCAGGAUCUGGGACUUUUGGGACGAUUUGAUUUCAGUGGCUUUUACAUAGAAAAUUUUUUCAUGCAUGGGUCCUAGCUCAAAACCCAACUUAGAAUAAAUAUCACCACUUUCUCACUCUCUGCUGCUAACGAAUCUCUAAUUUGAACUGAAUUUGUGCAAGUUUCAAUCCAGUCCUUCAUGGCUAUAGGUUUACAACUCACAAUAUACUAUAAAUUGGCAUCCAUUUUGGCAUAUUAUAGCGAGAUUUCAUAGUCAAGUGGGGAAAGUAGGAUGGUGCUGUUGGAACAGAAUUGAAGGAAUUUUGCCUUCUUUGAAAUAUGCUGCUUUGAAACCAGGAAUUACUUAAUAUUGAAUUGAUACUGAGUAAUAAAAAGGAGUAGAUAUUCCAUCUCCCAGUACUGAAACUCCAACUUCCUACUCAAUUGCCACCACUACUUCUACCACCACAAAGUAUAACACUGAAUAUUUUUAACUUUUGUCACAUCCGAGUAGAUCUUAAUCAGACUCCACUGCAAUAUGUUUUCUUUUCACUUUUUCCGGCAACUACUCCGUUCAAGAAAAGUGUUUCUUAAGACCUUAGAAUGUUGUGGAAUUGAAGGUAAUAUGCUUGACUCAAAAAGACAAACAAAUAAGAAUGAAUCCUUGUAAUCUUUUAUCAAGAUAACCAAGAGCUUAAUUCUUCAAACAGAAACUCCCCUCACCCAGCACAUUCUGAAUGAUAGUAACAUUGAAGAGGAUGCGCAGGCUCCCAAGUCUUGACACAUUUUAAAAAUAGCAGAUUUGUGGCACAGACAGAGGACAGCCAGCCCAUUACAUCCUGAGCCGUCUAAAAAUGAGUUAUCUAGCCCAAUUCCACUUAUUAUUUCUUGAUCCAUAAUUAUGUAGCUUGUGGUAUUUUAUAUAUUUUUAAAUGCAGUAAGAGUCUCUAUCACCCUCUCAGACAAUGAGUUCCAGAUCUUCACCACCCUCUGGAUUCAAAGAAGGUCUUUUUAAACUUUUCCUCUCUGUCCAACAAUUAUUUUAAAUCUUUGUCCCUUCCUGUAUUUGACUUCCCAAUUAUGAAUUCUAGGGUCUGUCUAUCUACUACUAUUUUUGUAUCUCUAUCACAUCUUCCCCCAGCUUCCUCUGUUUCAAAGAAAAUAAUUCUAACCUUUUCAGUCUUUCCACAUAACUAAAAUUCUUCAUUUCUGGCAACACAUUAUAAAUCUCUGUAUACCUUCUCUGGAGAAUCUCAUCCUCCUGUAAUAUGGUGACAAAAUCCCUGCAGUACUCUGUACAGUGUAGUCUAACUUGUCCUUGAUCAGAGUCGAUAUUUACAUAAUUUGAAGACUUGUUGAUUUUGCAUUACCUGUAUUUUAUGAGAUGUGAAUUCAAUUUAUAAAUAUGUUUCCAUUUUUAUUUAAAAUUCAAUGCAUUGUCGUCUAUUCACAGUGGUUCAACUAUAAAUCUAUGAGUUAUCAUGGCAAUCUUUCAUACAGAUUGGAAAGAUUCCAGGUAGUCUCAGUUGAUGACAGCAGUGCAAAAUCAUUCUUAACAUCACCAAAGAAAAAAAAAGUAAUCAAAGCAAUAGAAACCAGGAUUCCUUAUCAUCCAGCAACUCCUGGUGGAAGAUUGCAUGUUGGAUGCAACUAACUGAAACCCGCUAUGGUGGUACUGGUGUGUUUCAUGCUAGGACCUGAAUUGCAAUUGUCCAAUAAAGAAGGUCAUACUUUAGACAUGUCAACACAGCUAAAUAUAAUUGUUUAUAUACAAAUUUGACUUAAGAAGUAAACCCUGUGGAAAGCCAGAGAAACCAUUAAAUGGUGUUCUUGCAUUACGUCAUAUAGAAGGAGUUACAUAGAAGCACUAUGAAUUUUUUUUAUGUUGUCAUGUUCCUACUAAAACAGGCAAACUAAGGAACAUGCACAAAAUCUCUUUUCCUUAUGAGAAAGUCAAGGCCAAUGCUGGUAAUUACAGUUAGGAUCAAUGUGAGAUCUUUACCUGUCAUAACGUUUGCUGGGAAACAAAGUAUUUUUAUGUUGUAAUUGAUAUCAAGUCAUUUCUGGAAACUUAAUUGUAAUUAAAGUGAUUAAUUGGUCUAAUGUU